Molecule: messenger RNA, 1983 nt
Organism: Caenorhabditis elegans
Lineage: Eukaryota; Metazoa; Nematoda; Chromadorea; Rhabditida; Rhabditidae
Gene: set-21
Product: SET domain-containing protein
Exons: 7
Coding region: 25-1731 (568 amino acids)
Biological process (GO): chromatin remodeling
Source: RefSeq, marked reviewed
UUUCAGCGACUUAAAACUACUCCAAUGCCUGUAGAUGCCGAGAAAUUAAAAUCUAAGGCCCAAAAAAGAUCCAUAGGAGAAAACGACGACAAAUCAUCCAAUGCGGAACCUCCAAGGAAAAGAUCCAAGGCAAUGCGGCUACCGACAGAUGAUGAAGACGCGAAGUAUGUCGAGACGAAGCGUGCGCUGAAAAAAUAUUCAGCUGACAAAACAUCGGAAAUGUUACGUGUGAUAAAAUUCGCUUUCAAAGCACCUCCUUUCAAGUUGGAACUUCCAGUGUAUUUGCGAUACUCCUCAUAUCAGUUGUCAAGUUAUCGCGAUCGUUGCCAGCUACUCAAGGAUAAUUCAGAAUUGACAAGGAUCAAUGUGGAGCCGAACAUAAUAACACUGAACGCUCAUUUGAAUCUGCUGGAGAGAAUUCGCGAUGAUCCCGAGCUGAACACGUAUUAUGAGUACCAAGAGACUGAAAACAAGGAUCUCGGGCGGUGCAUGCGCUUCAUAGCCCAGCGGAUAGUAAUGGCCAGGACUAACAAUAAUUUGAUGAAGCAUUUGCUGGCAGAACAGGGCACAUCGACGGAAAUCACCCCCGAAAGUCUACAGGAAUAUUUCCCAGCUUACGAGCCGCCGAAAAACAGGAUACGGAUAAAAUCGAACCUCACAUUCAACGAGAAUGACGUCAUUCCAGUGUAUUCGGAUCUUGAAGGCGAGACUUUAGAGUCUCUGGAGAUUCCGGUAACCCUUACCUACGACUACACUGACGUGAACAUGGUCGAUCAGUUCACAGAGCCCAAUUUAACGAAAGCGAUCAUAAUGUCUGAGGAAAACGGAGAAAAUAUGAUACGGUGUACAUGUUGCUCUUCAAAGCCGAUUGUCCCUUGCUACGAGAACGAAAAAUGCCCGUGCUUCAUUAUGAACCAGCGCAUGCAAGGAUUUCAAAUACCACGGGAGGGUUGUGGAAAAACUGAAUUCACAUCCUUCAAACCCAUCUACUUCUUCAACCCGAAGGAUCAUUACUACGAUCACGCCGGGUUCGCGUGCUCCGAGCUUUGCGGAUGCGGUGGAAAAUGCACCAACAAUUCAAUGUUAUUGCCGCACAAGAAGCUCUUCCCGCUCGAAAUAUACCGAAAUGAUCCGGCCGUCGGAUUCGUUGUCCGCUCAACAGUCAUGAUUCCGGCUGGCACGCCACUCAUGGAGUUUACGGGCGAGAUUGUCGAGCUGAAGAAUAUGGAGCUCGAUAAUAGAGACUACGCGUAUCAAAUCACGUAUAGCGACGAUGUAAAGUUCCGGAGGCUUCUCCAGGAGGUGAAAUUCAGCAAGGAAUACACGAAGCUUCUCGAAAAAUUGUCUAGAAAAAGGUUCUUCAUCGAUCCGAAAAUUCACGGAAAUGUUGCGCGAACUGUCGGGCACGCUUGUGCUCCAAACAUGGAAGUUGUCCGAGUUUUCCAGAAAAGUCUUUCCCCGGCUCAUCUGCAUCUGGUACUUGUCACACUGGAAGAUGUAUUCCCUUCCGUUCCGCUAACAAUUGACUACGGAAAGACGUACACGGACGUCCUGAAAGAUCGUUGUCGAUGUAGAACUUUUGCGUGCCGACGUGGCGAACAUGUGAAAACAUAUAAAAAUUUCGAAACGGCCCAGCUUGCUCACUGCCUGAAAAAGAUCCACGACACUCGGUACGAUAAAUGGAACAAGGAUAUAGGAAAAGAAGAUCGCGACUUGGCCAAGAAAAAAUGAAAAAAUGUCAUUUUAAAUACGUAUUUUGUCUGUACAUGAUUUCUCCACAAUAUUUCCCCACGGUUCUAACUUUUAAAGCAAUCUUCCUAUGUUCUAAUGUAUUCUGAUGUUUCUGUUGUCAAAUAAUUCCCCCAAAAAUCAUCUGAUCUCGUAUUAACACGCUUUUUUCUCCAAUCUGUUAUAUUUGUUGUCAUUUUCUAUUGACUUGUACAUGUUUUUUUUCCUUUUAAAUUGAAUUUUUCUUUUUUUUUU